AUGGGCCUCGGCGGAACGCACAGCUACGCCAGUGUCACGGUUGUUCGCUUUUUGCUAGGCGUGUUCGAGGCCGGCCUCUUUCCUGGCUUAGUGUACUACUUGGCUUUUUGGUACCGUAGUGAGAAACGAAGUUUGCAGGUUGCCAUAAUUCUAGCCAGUGCGACACUUGCUGGCGCCUUUGGUGGUGCCAUUGCAUUCGGAGUCGGACAUAUGAAUCAAACUGCUGGCAUGUCUGCCUGGAGGUGGCUAUUUAUUCUGGAAGGCUUGCCAAGCAUCCUCUCGGCUGUCUCUGUUUGGUUCUUACUCCCAGACUACCCAGAGGAGGCCGCAUGGUUGACGGCCGACGAAAAACAACUCGCGGCCCGUCGACUUGCAACGGAGGGCUCCAAGGGCACUGCCAAGUCUUUGGACUGGCAAACAGCGAAAGCCACACUUACAGACUGGCGACUUUAUGCCCAUUAUGCGAUUUACCACGAUCGGAGCAGCCGGCUUCAUGGGUUCGGCUCUGCUACCACCGACAGCCUACAAAGAGCGCUAUGGAUGCUUGAUCGUUGCGGCCACGGGCUCGUUUGCUUGCAUUCCCCCGCUUCUUGGUUGGCUGAGCAACAACCUCCACUCCACCGCACAGUGGGUCUCGCCCUUGCUAUGAACAUCUCGUUCGGCGCCCCUGGCCAGAUUGUGGGUGUGUGGAUUUACAAGGCGAAUGAGAAGAAACAAGGCUACCCCAGUGGCCACUGGACAAAUGCCGCGCUAUUGUUCUUUGUUGCUACUGGCUGCUUGACCUUGAGGUUCUACUACAGGUGGAGAAACAUGAAGUUUGCUGGGGGCAAAGGAGACGGCAUGGUGAGAGAGUUUACCUACUAA
Messenger RNA from Exophiala aquamarina CBS 119918, 864 nucleotides. RefSeq lists its product as uncharacterized. Gene Ontology annotation, molecular function: transmembrane transporter activity. The transcript has 3 exons. Bases 1 to 864 code for a protein of 287 amino acids. The record is from RefSeq and is a predicted model, not a curated record. Lineage: Eukaryota; Fungi; Ascomycota; Eurotiomycetes; Chaetothyriales; Herpotrichiellaceae. Gene Ontology annotation, cellular component: membrane. Gene Ontology annotation, biological process: transmembrane transport.